AUGGACCACAAACUAUCUGGAGACGACGUGGAUCGCCAUUCAGCGGUGAAGCGGGAAUCCAUCUCCCCUGGGGUCAGGCGGGAGUCUAUCUCUCCUGGUAAGGACCAGCAUGUUACCGCAGACAGCAUGAAGCUCAUGUCUAUGGGCUACGAACCGCAAAUGAAGAGAGAGUUGAAUACUUUGCAGCUCGUUGGAGUCGCUUUCAUGGUGACCGCAUCUUGGCUUGGGGUCACCGGUGGAUUUUCUACUGGCGUGCUGAUCGGCGGUUCUGCCGCUAUUGUCUAUGGACUUAUCCUCAUUGGGGUUAUGAACAUCUUCAUUGUUACUACCCUCGCGGAGCUCAUGAGCGCCAUGCCGAAUGCUGGCGGCCAGUAUUACUGGGUGACUCAACUGGCCCCCCCUUCAGUUACCCGACCGUCAGCUUUCUUUACCGGCCUUUGCAACUUAUUUGGGGGCAUAGUUGCUACGUCAGGCGGCUUCGUCUUGAUGGGUCAUCUGGUAUUAGGUUGCGUUAAGCUCGUACACCCUUCGUUUACCAUCCACUCGUGGCAGGCAUAUCUAGUCGGCCUCGCCUUCAAUACCUCGAUAUUCAUCGUCAACCUCAACUAUAAAAGCAUAUCUACAGGUCUCACAAUUGGAAUGGUUGUCAACAUCCUAGCCUGUGCUGCUAUCACGAUUAGCAUACCCGCCGUCAGUGCGACACAUACCGAUGCUUCCUAUAUCUUCGACAGUCUCGAAAACAUCAGUGGCUGGAAAUCUAAAGGGAUGGCCUUUCUAGUCGGUUUGAUCAAUGCCAACUAUAGUUAUGGCAUGAUUGAUACCGCAGUCCACAUGGCUGAAGAAAUCCCAGACCCUGAGAAAAACGUUCCGAAAGCUCUCUAUAUGACCGUUGGGCUUGGUUUUCUUACAGCAUGGCCCCUGGCGGUUCUCCUCAUGUGGUGUCUAACGGACUUCAAUGGCAUAGUUGGGACAGAGACCGGAGUUCCACUUCUCCAGCUAUUUUAUCUUGCCCUGCGCAAGAAUAAGGCGGCUGCUAUAUUCAUGCUAUCUUUGAUUAUGGCCUCUUAUUUCUUUGCUGUUAUAGGUCUCCAGGCCUAUAUGUCUAGAAUCUGCUGGGCAUUUUCUAGAGACAAUGGUCUUCCUUUUUCCAAGUUAUGGUCUCGGGUUCACCCAAGAUUAAAUAUCCCGCUCGAGGCUCAUGUGCUCUGCACGGUCCUGGUUUCCCUGCUCUCGCUGCUUGGGAUCGCAUCCACCACAGCGUUCAACAGCCUUGCAGCAGGAGUCGUCAUCUUCCCUUCAUUAUCAUACUCUCUCCCAGCCUUUUAUUCGCUGUUUCCGAAAAACAAAGAUGUCAAGGGUCCAUUCAACCUAGGACGACUGGGAACUUUCUGUCGAGUCGCUACAGUUCUCUUUUCCAUUUUUUCCACCGUUAUCUACUCUUUUCCAUACAUGAUGCCAGCGACCGCAGAUAACAUGAACUAUAUCUCUCCUAUCUUGGGGGUUUUUCUGUUAUACGCAGUUGCAGAUUGGUUCCUGCGUGCGCGGAAGUCUUUCAUCGUUAGAGAACACUAG
Molecule: messenger RNA, 1572 nt
Organism: Fusarium keratoplasticum
Lineage: Eukaryota; Fungi; Ascomycota; Sordariomycetes; Hypocreales; Nectriaceae
Exons: 5
Coding region: 1-1572 (523 amino acids)
Biological process (GO): transmembrane transport
Cellular component (GO): membrane
Molecular function (GO): transmembrane transporter activity
Source: RefSeq, a predicted model, not a curated record